Molecule: messenger RNA, 253 nt
Organism: Symbiodinium sp. CCMP2592
Lineage: Eukaryota; Dinophyceae; Suessiales; Symbiodiniaceae
Source: the annotation of a GenBank genome assembly
AUGAAGAAGUCUUAUCACCAGCUGGCCAAGAAGUACCAUCCGGACCGCAACUUCGGCAACGAAGGAGAAGCUGAGGCGAAGUUCAAAGAUCUCGAAGCCGCCUUCGCUAUCCUCGGUGACGCCGCGAAGCGGGAAGCGUACGACUCGUCGCACCCCGAAGCAGGAACCGAACCGUACAAUCCUUGUGCGGCCGUCGCGUGCCCAAAGCAUGCCAGAUGCAAGCAGAACCAGCUGGAUGAGCCCUACUGUAAGU